GCGUGACGUAUAAUCUAGUGGACGGUUCUUCAGAAACAGCUCGUCAACCACCUCGGUAGCUUGCUAGACAACAUAGCGGAUAGAUUCAAGUUAUUUCUACGCUUUCUAAGUAUAUUAGCUACUGUGUUUUAGACACAGUUCUGUCGUAUCUACUUGUUAACCUAUUUAAUUUAAUAUUUCGUUCUUCUUUAUUCGUCAGCUAUAGUAGCUGGCUGGUUAAGUUAGCACUAGCCUAGUCGCUAAUUAUAGCUAGCUAGUUAACAUCCCGGACCAUGAGCUCCCUAAACUACUCUCCUCCUGUUAAAGAAGAGGAGAUCUGCUGGACGGAGAAAGAAGCUCUGGGGCUGUACAUUGUCGUGAAAGAGGAGAAGGAAGAGGAGGAUGUUACAGUUAAACAAGAAGUAGAGGGUGAGGCUGUUACAGUGAAAGAAGAAGAGGAAGACGUUUCAGUGAAAGAUGAGGAAGACGUUUCAGUGAAAGAAGAGGAAGACGUUUCAGUGAAAGAAGAGGAAGACGAGUUCAGAGUGAAAGAGGAGGAGGAAGAGAAAGAUGAUGAUGCAGUUUUUGGAGUGAAGAAGGAAGGGGAGAUUACUGUCACAUUGAAAGAUGAAGAGGUGGAGAUAGGAGAUCUGAUUAACACCAGAGAGAAACCAGACUCUCACUCUGACAGCGGGAAGAGUCCUUCAGGGGAACCAGACCCAGAGACGCCCAAACCAGCCAGACAACACCACUGCUCCCACUGUGAAAAGAGUUUUUGCUGGUUAGGGAACCUAAAACUGCAUGAGAGGACACACACAGGAGAAAAGCCUUUCCAAUGCUCCCAGUGUGGAAAGAGUUUUGCUGUGUUAGCUAACCUGAAAAGACACGAGAGAAUACACACAGGAGAAAAGCCUUAUCACUGUUCCCAAUGUGGAAUGAGUUUUAAUCAGGAUGGGGACCUAAAAGCUCAUAAGAGGAAACACACAGGAGAAAAGCCUUUCCAAUGUUCCCAGUGUGGAAAGAGUUUUACUAAGAUAGGGCAAUUAAAAGAACAUGAGAGAAUACAUAAAGGAGAAAAGCCAUUCCAAUGUUCCCAUUGUGGAAAGAGUUUUACUCGGAUAGGAAACCUAAAAAAGCAUGCGAGACUACACACAGGAGAAAAGCCUUACCAAUGCCCCCAGUGUGGAAAGAGUUUUGCCGUGUUAGCUAACCUGAAAAGGCAUGAGAGAAUACACACAGGAGAAAAGCCUCAUCACUGUUCCCACUGUGGAAUGAGUUUUACUCAGUUAUGGGACCUUCAAGCUCAUGAGAGGAUACACACAGGAGAAAAGCCUUUCCAAUGUUCCCAGUGUGGAAAGAGUUUUACUCAGAUAGGGCACCUGAAAGCUCACGAGAGGAUACACACAGGAGAAAAGCCUUACCAAUGUUCCCAGUGUGAAAAGAGUUUUACCAUGUUAACUAACCUGAAAAGGCAUGAGAGAAUACAUAGAGGAGAAAAGCAUUUUCUGCUCCCAGUGUAAAAAUAGAUUCUCACGAAUGGCAGAACUUAAAGCUCAGAGGAUACAGAAGAGAAAACCCUUUCCAAUGCUCCCAGUCUGGAAAGAGUUUUACCUGGUCAAGUAGCCUGAAGGAGUAUAAGAGGAUAAACACAGGAAAAGUCCUACCACUGCUGUCUGUGUGGAAGAACAUUCAGAGAACCUGAAAUCAAAUGAGAGAAUAGAAAGAGUGUAUUCUGACUUAUAUUUUUGACUGAGAAUUUGUGUUUUUGUUUAGGCCACAUGAAAUCACAUUGUGUAUGGUUACACCUGCCUAUAUAAGGUCUCACAGUUGACAAUGCAUGUCAGAUCAAACACCAAGCAAUGAGGUCAAAUAAAUUGUCCUUAGAGCUCCGAGACAGGAUUGUGUCGAGGCACCGAUCUGGGGAAUGGUACCAAAAAAAAGACGUUUGGAAGACUCUUCCUAGAACUGGCCACCCGGCCAGACUGCGCAAACGGAGGAGAAGGGCCUUUGUCAGGGAGGUGACCAAGAACCCGAUGUUCACUCUGACAGUUCUAGAGUUACUCUGUAGGGAUGGGAGAACCUUCCAGAAGGACAACCAUCUCUGCAGCACUCCACCAAUCAGGCCUUUGUGGUAGAGUGGCCAGACGGAGGCCACUCCUCAGUAAAAGGCACAUUACAGCCCGCUUAGUUUGCCAAAAGGCACCUAAAGACUCUCAGACCAUGAGAAACAAGAUUCUCUGGUCUGAUGAAACCAAGAUUGAACUCUUUGGCCUGAAUGCCUUUCGGCAACCUCCAAGCUGGCAGUCAUGUGCCUUUUACUGUGGAGUGGAUUCUGUCUGCCCACUCUUCCAUAAAGUCCUGAUCGGUGGAGUGCUGCUGAGAUUGUUGUCCUUCCGGGAAGGUUCUCCCAUCUCCACAGAGGAAAUCUGUAGCUCUGUCAGGGUGACCAUCGGGUUCUUGUUCCCUUCACCGAUGAAGGCCUUUCUCCCCCGAUUUCUUAGUUUGGCCGGGUGGCCAGCUCUUGGAAGAGUCUUGGUGGUUCCAAACUUCCUCCAAUUAAGAAUUAUGGAGGCCACUGUGUUCUUGGGGACCUUCAAUGCUGCAGAAAUGUUUUGGUACCCUUCCCCAGAUCUGUGCCUUGACACAAUCCUGUCUCAGAGCUCAACGGAUAAUUUAUUUUGACCUCAUGGCUUGGUUUUUGCUCUGACAUCCACUGUUACCUGUGGGAGCUUAUAUAGACAGGUGUGUGCCUUUCCAAAUCACGUCCAAUCAAUUGAAUUUACCACAGGUGGACUCCAAACAAGUUGAAGAAACAUCUCAAGGAUGAUCAAUGGAAUCAGGAUGCAUCUGAGCUCCAUUUCGAGUCUCAUAGUAAAGGGUCUGAAUACUUAAGUUAAUAAAUGUGCAAAAAUGUCUAAAAA
Messenger RNA from Oncorhynchus kisutch (coho salmon), 2900 nucleotides. Its product is annotated as zinc finger protein 501-like. The transcript is spliced from 2 exons. The coding region runs from base 273 to 1499 and encodes 408 amino acids. The record is from RefSeq and is a predicted model, not a curated record. Gene Ontology annotation, biological process: regulation of transcription by RNA polymerase II. Lineage: Eukaryota; Metazoa; Chordata; Actinopteri; Salmoniformes; Salmonidae. Gene Ontology annotation, molecular function: DNA-binding transcription factor activity, RNA polymerase II-specific; RNA polymerase II cis-regulatory region sequence-specific DNA binding.